Dalotia coriaria is the source of this 2811-nucleotide messenger RNA. RefSeq names its product Glucose dehydrogenase (gene Gld). The transcript is spliced from 6 exons. Lineage: Eukaryota; Metazoa; Arthropoda; Insecta; Coleoptera; Staphylinidae. The record is from RefSeq and is a predicted model, not a curated record. Gene Ontology annotation, molecular function: oxidoreductase activity, acting on CH-OH group of donors; flavin adenine dinucleotide binding. The coding region runs from base 314 to 2197 and encodes 627 amino acids.
GCAAAGAACUGAAGCGUACAUUUCGGCCGAGAGUUAGAAUCGCGCCGCACGCGAAUCCAAAUCUCAUGCGAAACGAAUUGCUAGUGCCAAUUUCGAAUUUUCUUUAUAUAUUUCUUCAGUCAGUUAACGAUUUCUUGAUUAAGCCAUCAACAAAAUGUAUUGCAUUGAUAAAUUUAAAAGAUGUGUGGCAUAAUGGACAACUGUUAAGUUAUUUUUUGCGCAGUUAAUCGUGAUAUUUAAAGUGCAUUUUUAUAGUGGACAAUUUUAGUGAAUUUAGUGUUUGGAUCAUCAAGUACCAAGACAAAUUUACAAGAUGUCGUGUAAUUGUCCAGUGACCCAACAAGGUCCUACCCUCGCAUCAACUUGCGGCGGCGCCCCCUUCAUGCUCUUCAUGGGUCUACUUGAAGUAUUCUUGCGCUCACAGUGUGACCUGGAAGACCCAUGCGGCCGUCCAGAUCCUACGCCACUGCUUCCUGAAUACGAUUUCAUAGUCGUAGGCGGCGGGUCCGCCGGUGCGGUGGUAGCAAGUCGCUUGUCUGAAAUCCCUGAAUGGAAUGUACUCCUUGUAGAAGCUGGUCAUGACGAACCAACAGGUGCGCAAGUACCAUCUAUGUUCUUAAAUUUUAUUGGUUCUGAAAUCGAUUGGGGUUUUCAAACGGAACCCGAAACUGGUGCGUGUAUGAAUGAAAACGAGCAGAGGUGCUACUGGCCCCGUGGAAAGGUGCUUGGAGGUACGUCUGUAAUGAACGGAAUGAUGUACAUCAGAGGCUCUAGAGCUGAUUUUGAUGGAUGGGCACAAAUGGGUAACGAUGGGUGGAGUUAUUCGGAAGUGUUGCCGUACUUCUUGAAAAGUGAGGACAACAAGCAGAUGGAUCUGGUCGACAGGGGGUAUCACGGAGUUGGUGGGUUAUUAACUAUCUCCCAGUUUCCGUACCAUCCACCGCUGUCGAAAGCUAUUUUGAAAGCUGGCGAGGAACUUGGUUAUAAAACAAGAGAUUUGAAUGGAGUCUCCCAUACCGGAUUUUCUAUUGCUCAGACCACCAAUCGCAACGGGUCUAGAAUGAGCACGGCACGUGCUUUUCUAAGACCUUUCAAAGGGCGGCGUAACCUUCACAUCUUGCUCAACUCUACUGUGGCCCGUGUUCUCAUCAAUACUACGACUAAGACCGCCUAUGGCGUUGAAGUUUUGAACAACGGCAUUAAGCAAGUUAUUUAUGCUAGCAAAGAAGUUGUUGUGAGUGGUGGUGCUGUAAAUUCCCCUCAAAUUCUAUUACUUUCUGGAGUUGGUCCAAAAGAAGAUUUACAAAAAGUUAAUGUUCAAACUGUUCAUGAUCUUCCUGGUGUAGGCAAAAAUCUACAUAAUCAUGUGGCGUACUUUUUAAACUUCAACAUCAAUGAUACCAAUUCUACCCCUCUAAACUGGGCCACAGCCAUGGAAUACCUACUUUUCAGAGAUGGUCUCAUGAGUGGUACAGGUAUUUCUGAGGUUACCGGUUUGGUCCACUCUAAAUUCUCAAAUCCUGAAGAGGAUGAUCCAGAUCUGCAGUUCUUUUUCGGCGGUUUCCUUGCCAAUUGCGCCAAAACUGGCCAGGUUGGAGAACGUGUUGACAACAAUUCUCGGUCCGUUCAAAUGAUUCCAACUGUCAUUCAUCCCAAAAGCAGAGGGUAUCUUACUCUCAAGGACAAUGACCCCCUCACGCCACCUAGAAUAUUUGCAAAGUAUCUAGACGAUCCAGAAGAUACUAAAGUUCUAGUCGAAGGAAUCAAAUUUGGAAUCAAACUGUCUGAAACAGAAGCUCUUAAACGUUAUGGUUUCAAAGUAGACCGUACUCCCGUCAAGGGCUGCAGUAAGUACGCCUUUGGUGGUGAUCGUUAUUGGCGAUGCGCCGUGAAACACGACACCGCUCCGGAGAACCACCAAGCAGGUUCGUGUAAAAUGGGUCCCGCCACCGACCCUAUGGCGGUGGUAAAUGCACAACUGCAAGUACACGGUGUGGAUAGAUUGCGGGUGAUUGACGCAUCCAUUAUGCCUCGCGUAACUUCGGGCAAUACAAACGCGCCCACUAUCAUGAUCGCCGAGAAAGGUAGCGAUAUGAUCAAGCAGAGAUGGUUAACACCGCAAGGCGGGUACUAUUACAAUGGAGGCGUACCCAUUAAUAGGGUUAGUCGACAUUGGAACAGUUUUGGAAACUGGUAGAUCAAAAAUUAAUGUUUUUGUUUAAAAUUGAACAGAAUUUAGAAAUUGUAUAAAUUUAAAGUUAAUGUUGAAAUUUUUCUACGUUCAGAGCUUAACAUAAAUAGAUAAGUAAAUAAGGUUUAUUUAUUGUAUUAACUUUUUAUACACACUCUGUAUCUUUUAUAUAUUGAAUAUUACUAGUUAAUAAACAAAUCUAAAAAACCUAAUGAAAUAAAAAAAAGAUUUCUUUUACUAUAACUAAUUUAUUAUCAUUCUCUUUACUCCGUAGUCGCGUUCACAAAUGCUUCACUUAUCUAAUAAUAAUUUUGCACAAACUUUGCGUAUAGAAUAACGCUGAUUGCUUAUUUACGUUGGUAAAUAAAUUUUAAAGAAGGUUUAAUGCUUGUGUGUCUUCUCGUGAUCCUCUACAAUGGUCUUCACCUGCGAUUCUACCUUCUUGCCGAUUUCAAUGAACUGGUUCAGGAAGUCCUCGGAGAAUUUCUUGAUGUCAUUCUGAGCGUCCUUGACCUUGGGAUCCUUCACCAAUUGGUUGACCUGAUCCGCAGCAUCCUUGAAAGCUUUGUUGAAGUUGGCCUUCAUCUCAUCAGCCUUGUUCUUCACAUCAGGAGAAAGGU